GUCAAUCAGGACAGUUACAACAAGUUUGCGUGAGCACAUAAAAUGGUCUCGGUUUUUAAUGGGCUUCAGUCAUAUCUGUAAAACAGACUGGAUGUGACCCUGUGACCUCUGGUUGCCAGGGACUGAGUGCUGGGGCCAUGGCUACUGGGGUUGCCGUCGGGGAGAGCCAACUCCAGAGGAUUAUCCGAGAUCUGCAUGAGGCUGUAACAGAGCUUGCAAAAGAGUACAGAGAAAGUGGGGAGCCAAUCACAGAUGAUAGCACCAACCUGCAAAAAUUCUCCUACAAGCUUGAGUACCUGCUACAGUUUGACCAGAAGGAGAAGACCACCUUUCUUGGUACAAAGAAGGACUAUUGGGAUUACUUCAAUGAUUGUCUGGCUAAGAUUAAAGGAGCCAAUGAUGGGAUCCGCUUUGUCAAAUCCAUCACUGAGCUGAAGACGUCUCUAGGGAAAGGCCGAGCGUUUAUUCGCUACUCUCUCGUACAUCAACGACUGGCUGACACGCUGCAGCAGUGCCUAAUGAACCAGAGAGUCACCAGUGACUGGUACUAUGCCAGAAGUCCCUUCCUGAAGUCCCUCCUUAGUGUCGACAUCAUCAACCACCUGUAUGAGCUCAAUGAGGUCCAGUUUGAUGUGGCUUCUCGAGGACAUGAUCUUGAUGCCUCCUGGCCCACUUUUGCAAGGAGGACACUGGGAAGUGCAAACUCCCCUGGCCACCUGUGGAAACCACCCAGUCGCAGUUCCAGCAUCAACAGUCUGGCCAGUACUUACUCCCAGUGUCUGUCUGCCUGCACAGAAGAUGUCAACACAGCUGAACACCUUCGCCUGGAGCUGGACCAGUCAGAGCUGAAGCAGCGAGAGCUCCUUGAUAAGGUGCAGCAGUUGGGUGAGGAGGCAUCUGAGCUCAGGGGCAUAGUUGUGGAGCUCCAGAGGCAGCUGGAUGUGUCACUUGCAGCGCAAGAGCAGCAACAGGGCUUGCAGGAAGAACUCAGGGAUCUGCAGAUACAAGAGGAGGCCCUGUCCAGAGAGGUAGAAGCACUCAGGACUAAGGAAAAUGUCAGAAAAGAUGAAAUAUGCCUGCUACAGGAAAAGUUGACAUCCGCUGAAGGGAGGAAUAUAGAGCUGCUAGCCAAGUUGGAUGAGGUUCUGAAUGAGAAGGGCCAGCGGGCAGCUAGCUGCUUUGAUUCAGCACAAAAGAUACACGAGUUGCUAGAAAGGCUGAAAGAGGCAGAGAAAGGAAAGAUUGAAGCUAUUGCGGAGGUAGAGGAGAAGAAGAGGCAUACAGAAAGGCUAGAGGAAGAGCUGAGGGUCAAGGAGGCAGCUGCAAAGGAUGGUGAAAGAAAACAGGGAGCUUUAGCUACAUCUGCAUGUGAAGAGAAGGCCAAGUUGGAGGCUAAAGUGGAGGAACAGUGCAGCGCACUUGACAAGCUGCAGGAGGCCUUGACAUUGAGAGAGAAGGAAACCAGCAACCUACAAAAGCAGCUGCAGGACCUCCAAAGAUCUCUAGAGGAGAAAGAGAAAGAAACAGAGGAGAUAAAGAGGAUGGCACAAGAACAUAAAAAUGAAAUGAAGAAUCUUGAUGUCUUAAAAGACUCUUUAGAAGCAGAAGUCACUGCUCUUAAGGAGCAGCUUGAGAGGAAAGAGGCAGAGCUAACCUCUAGCUAUGAAACACUACAAAAGCUGGAAGCCAAGAACCAAAGCCUGACCACAGAGAGGGAUAAACUGACCACUACCCUUACUGAGCUGCAAGGUAAUGUCAAAGAACAAGCCAUGAAAAUAGGAGACUACAAAAUGCAGUGCACCAGUCUAAUGGAACAAAAUGAAAAGCUGCAGAACAUGGUGAAGGGAAAUGAGGAGCUGAAGAAGGAGAUGGCAGACAACAGAGCAGUACUUGAGGUUGAAUUAGCAGCUCUAAGGGCUUCUGAGAGACAGCUUCAAGGCCAGUUGAAUGAUACAAAAAUGACAGUGGAUGAAAAAGACAAAAGGCUGCGUGAGGAAAACCGCAGGCUGGAUGAGAGUUUGCAGCGUACCACCUUGGACGCAGAGCUCUCCAAGACCACGUCGAAGAGGCUCGAGAAGGAAAACCAGAGUCUGAGAGAAGAUCAGGACACUGUGAAAGCAGCUCUUAGUCACAUGCAAGCAGAUCUGAAGAAUGUUCAUGGGCAGAUUGGAGAGUUGGAAAAGAACUUAGGAACUUCACGCAAGAAUGAGGCAAACCUUCAAGGACAGCUCCAAGCCAAAGAGGCCCAGCUAGAGAGUAAAGAGAAGAACCUUGUUGAGCUCCAGUCCAGGUUAAAAUCUCUGGAGGCCAGGGAGAAGGUAUUAGAGUGUGCCAAAGCUGAUGCAGAAGCAAGCUGUGCUAGACAGGGAGAAGUGAUUGAAAGGUUGAACUCUGAGAAGCAGGUGAUGGAGAAAUCUCAGCUGGAGAGGAGUGCUGUCCAAGCAAAGGAGACCCAAGAAGUGACAGGCAAACUGACUGUGGUGGAGGGCCAAUUGGAGGUGAGCAUGAAAGACGUGUCCAGGCUCCAGACAGAGAUCUUGGACCUCAGGGUGCAGGUCCAGAGGUCUGAGGAGGAAAAGCUAAAACUGCAAGCACAGUUUGAAGUGACGGAGGCUCAAAGAGAUGAGCUCAGGACUCUGACUGAGCAGCUCAAAGGUCAAGUCGAGUUGCUGAAUCAGAAGCAUAUAACGGAGCUUAUGGAGUGCAAGAAGAAAGAAGAGGCACUGAUUGAACAGUGUGAUAGAGAAGCAGCAGCACAUGCUGAGCUUGCUGCCUCUGCAGCUACUGUCCAAGAAGAACUGUCUGCACUCAAGACAGAAUAUGACAGGCUGGCUCUAGAGAACAUUGAGACACAUGAUGGUCUGCACAGAGCAAACACAGAGAUGGCAGAGCUCGGGAUGACCAUCUGUAAGCUCAGCGCAGAAAAGGAGGAGGACAAAAAGAGCUGGGCAGGGGACACUGCCAAAAUUAAAGAGCUGGAGAAAGAGGUGGAACAACUAGACGUGUGCAUGACAGAACUACGGCUGGAGAAUAACAAGCUAAGAGAAGAGCUGACAGAGAAGGAGACGCUUCCAGGGACCGUCGUGGAGCUCCGGGAGCAGCUGGAGAAGGCCAAGAACCACAUGGAGAGUGUCAGGGACUCCAGCCGAGAAGAGUUGGAGGCCAUCAAGUUCCAGAUGAGCUCAGAGACCAUGAAUCACCAGGCCCAGAUGAAGAGUGUGAAUGAACAGCUGGAAAAGGUGAAAGCAAGGCUGGAGGAGGAACUGAAGAAUGUGUCCAGCUUGCAGGCCAAAGUGUCUGAACUACAGGCCAUGAAUGAGCAGUACUUGCAACUAAUUGCUGAAAAAGAUGCACACAUCAUGAAGACAGAAUCAACAGUUUGUGAGAGUGAGAGCGAGAUUCAGCAGCUGCGAAGUGCAUUCACCAGUGCUGAAGAAGCAAACUUGUCUGUGCAGAAAGUGUGUGAGGAACUGAGGCAGAAGCUCAACACAACAGAAGCUGACAAACAAAACCAGUAUCUGAAGAUGACUGCAGAGGUUGAUGACCUCAACACAACCAAGACCAUCCUUGAAGAGCGGCUCAUCGAGCUGAUCAGGGACAAAGAUGCCCUGUGGCAGAAGUCAGAUGCUCUGGAGUUUGAGCAGAAACUUCGAGCAGAGGAGCGCUGGUGGUUGGUGGACAACGAGACCACGCAUUGCCUCGGCUGCCAGGGCCAGUUCACCUGGUGGCUGCGCAGACACCACUGCAGGCUCUGUGGUCGCAUCUUCUGCUACUACUGCAGCAACAACUUUGUAAUGGCUAAGCACAGUGGAAAGAAGGAGCGCUGCUGCAGGGACUGCUACACCCAACACAGUGCUGUGGUGGAGAGGUUCACAGCGGCAGAGCUCAGUCCUUCAGAUACCCAGCCUCCUCCGCCUGGAGCUGGGCCUGAAGAACCUCCUGAACCAGCCCCCUACAAACCCACUCCCAGUGUGACAGUUUCAGACCCCAGCAACAGAUCUGACGACGGACCUUUCGACAUCAUCACAGAAGAAGAAGUGAACAAUGUCUACGACAGUGAAACUACGUCACAGACCACAGGUGGUUCGCUGGAGGGAGGACAACACCAGCAGCCUCCUGAAGCGCUGAAUAUCAGAGGCACAGAAGAUGCGACCCCUGAUGAUCCUGAGGAGCAGGUCCCCACUGUCCAGGAUUCAGAGAUCAGUCUUCUAAAAUCAGGAGAAGUCACGAUCGGUGUCACUCUCAGCACUGAUGAUAUCUCUCAGUUUGGGGACAGUUCCAGGGAACUCUUCAUCAGGUCGAGCUGUUAUAGUGUGAUAACCGUCGCUGUGUCUGACUCUGGGCUCACCAUCAGCUGGACGUUUUCCUCUGAGCCCAAAAGCAUCUCCUUCAGUGUAGUUUACCAGGAAUCCGCUGACACCCUGGUGGAACAGUCAAAGGUCCUGAUUCCUCUGACUCGCUGCAAUUCCCAUAAAGAGACGGUUCAGGGGCAGCUGAAAGCCCGUCACCCCGGCUUGUACACACUCAUCUUUGACAACUCAUUCUCACGGUUUAUCUCCAAGAAAGUCUUCUACCACCUGACCAUAGAGAAGCCCGUAAUCUACGAUGGAAGUGACUUUCCUUGAAGCCUGAUAAUGUGAGCUUCCACAGAGGCAUCAGCAUGAUGUCCUGAAGACGUCAUCAUGAUGUCACUGUGGUGGCUAAAAGGCUUUUUAUUCUUUUAUUUCCAAACACAUGUUUUUACCCAAGUAUUUUAUGCUUUUGGAAUUGCCAAAUUCAGUUCUGUGCUCAAGUGUGUUCAUGUUUUGAGGUGGAGAUGGAUAAGCUUUAGGAGAGAAAGACAAAUAUUUAUGCAAGUUUGAUCACAUUUUGUUUUUAAGUAUGCAGCAGGUAAUAUACACACAUUUAGUUCAUUUAGAGAAAGUAUGUAGUUUUCUUACUUUGUUUUUUUUAGUUUUGGUCUGGCCUUUCUCAAAUAUGCUUUUACAUUAGUGAAUGUAACACUACCAAUAAGAAAUAUGAUAAAAUGCUCCUAUCUGCAGAAGUCAUCUAUAAAGACUCAGGAAGGACGUUAACACUUUCAAAAAAAUCGUCAGUUUAUAAUGUUUCAGGUUGUGUGCAAUCAUUUAAUUCAAAAAGAAGAAGAAGUAGUGCAGAAGAGUGGUUUGCUUGUGACUUCUCUGAACAUAUUUGCACUGUUCCAGGAAACAAAGCACUAACUAAUAGGUGGCCUGGAAAAUAUUUUUCUGCUUGGUAACAAAGCACUUUGUGCAAAUCUCAGGAGUGGGUGUAAAGUUCUCCUCCAGCGGUAGCAUGUCCUAAUUCAGUGUUUUUGGAAAACUAACCUAAAAAAGAAGAAGAAAAGCUGUCACCUUACUCUCUGUGUAAGGUGACGUGCACACCAGCCUCCUCCACCCAGUGUAUAGGAUAUAAUGAAGCAAAGUGCAAGUACUGACUGUAAACAGGCUGACUGUGUCAUUACAGUGGUUUUAAGUUAUAGUCAUCACUGUCAUCUAUUGAGCUUUUGUACUUUCAAAGUGCCUAUUAACUCUUAUUUCCAGGAAGUAGUUGACUUUUGUAGCUGUGUAGUUCACACUUUAUAUUCACAAAACCAGAAAUCGGGUGCGCAUUGGCACUAACCUAUAAAAUCCUAAUUCUAGUGACAUUUAAAUCACAAUAUAAUAUGCAAAACACAACAUAUCAGUUGAAAUGUUAUUUUUUCCCAUUUGGCUCUCAUUCUGUGUCUGGAAUCUUUUUGUCAUCUGUUUAGAUAACUGGCUAACUUUUCUUGUCCUCUCAGUGAGCAAAUGUUUUUGAAUAUUAUGUGCUGUUUGUUGUUUUCUAACACAAAACAAUAAGAAAACAAAAAGAGUUUGAGCACCUUCGGAUACAACCUGACACUACUUAACAAAGCAAGGGCUUAUCUCCAUGCUGCUUUUCUAAAGAUCUGCUUGUGUUUCACAGAUCUCAUAUUUUUAAUGGCUGUAAACUGGUGCAAUUUGUAUUCAAAGCUUCAUAUUUUCUAUAAAGAACUGCACUUUGAGAUGAUUAUUUUAUAAAAUGUUACGAACAGUAUGAAAUCUGUUAGGUUUCCAUUGUCUUUGUCAAAGAAUUCAAACAGGGACUUUUCUGUGUGCUCUUUUUAAGCAUAAUUAUUGUAAAUUGUGCAUGAAUCAGUACUACAAGCACUCAGUGUAUAAGAGACCUGCCAAACACCAAAUAAACAUGAUACAAUGGGAGUGUGAUG
Monopterus albus (swamp eel) is the source of this 6247-nucleotide messenger RNA. RefSeq names its product FYVE and coiled-coil domain autophagy adaptor 1a (gene fyco1a). Gene Ontology annotation, cellular component: lysosome; autophagosome; late endosome. Gene Ontology annotation, molecular function: metal ion binding. Lineage: Eukaryota; Metazoa; Chordata; Actinopteri; Synbranchiformes; Synbranchidae. The record is from RefSeq and is a predicted model, not a curated record. The transcript is spliced from 18 exons. The coding region runs from base 138 to 4625 and encodes 1495 amino acids. Gene Ontology annotation, biological process: positive regulation of autophagosome maturation; plus-end-directed vesicle transport along microtubule.